Molecule: messenger RNA, 1839 nt
Organism: Colletotrichum scovillei
Lineage: Eukaryota; Fungi; Ascomycota; Sordariomycetes; Glomerellales; Glomerellaceae
Product: flavin-containing monooxygenase
Exons: 3
Coding region: 1-1839 (612 amino acids)
Molecular function (GO): monooxygenase activity; flavin adenine dinucleotide binding
Source: RefSeq, a predicted model, not a curated record
AUGGACGGCUUCAAGCUCCCCGAAAUCCCGGCCUUGACCUUACAAGAAGGCGUUAAGAAGGACGAAGUCGACGCGGAAAAGAUUUCUAGUGAAUGGCUCUCUAAACUUGAGAAGCGGUUUGCCGAAAAGUCUUUCAGCGACAUCUCUGACUUGUUCAUCGACGACUGCUGGUGGAGAGACAUCGUCGGUCUUUCAUGGGAUUUCGCCUGCAAGCAAGGUCAAGACAACAUCAAAAAGUACCUGGCCUCAGCAAGCCAUGGUCUGUCUGAGCUGCAGACAAACAAGCUUGGCGGGCUGAAGCCAUUGCUCCUCGACUUUGACGGCAUGGUCUGGAUCCAAACUGGCUUCACCUUCAGGACGCCGCAUGGCGAAGGAAAGGGGUUGCUCAAGCUGGGCAACACUAGCAAAGACGAGUGGAAGGCAUGGACUGUCUUUACGCAAUUGGAGAAACUCGAUUUCCAGAAGGAAGUCGAGGCACGGCACGCGGCUUCGGUUCCGACGCCAAAGACGCCCGUCACGAAUGGUGUCAACGGGGUCAACGGCAUCAAUGGACACACACACGCAGAGCCCGAGGAAGACCUGCAGGUUCUGAUUGUCGGCGCAGCCCAAGCCGGCCUGAUGCUCGGCGCACGCCUCCAACACAUGGGCAUCAAAACCCGCCUCGUAGAACGCAGCGCACGCCUUGGUGACUCUUGGAGAGAACGAUACCAAAGCGUCACGCUGCAUACGCCGACCUACACCGAUCACUGGGCGUUCAUGAAGAUCCCCGAGACCUGGCCGCGGUUCCUGACGGGCGACAAAGUUGCCGAGUUCAUGGAGCACUACGGCCAGCUGAUGGGACUCGACAUCGCCUUCAACACGGAAGUCACAGAGGCUACAUAUGAUGAACAGAAGAAGAGAUAUCAUGUCGAGGUUCGCACGCCUGAGGGAACACGGACGUUGUCGGCGCGGCAUGUGGUCUUGGCCACGGGCGUGUACGGCGACCAGCCCCAAAUCCCUCAAUUCCCAGGGCAAGAUAGCUUCAAGGGGCAAAUCUAUCACUCGAAGUACCAUAAGACUGCUGCCAAGAUCCCCGAUGUAACGAACAAGAAGGUUGUCGUCGUUGGCUGUGCCACCAGCGGCCACGAUAUCUCGGCCGACUUUGUCACGCAUGGAGCCAAGGAGGUGACGAUGGUCCAGCGGCAUCCAAUCUUUUCCAUCUCGCGCGAGUCGUGGGAGAACUUCAUGCUCUCGCUUUGGACAAUUCCAGGUCUGAGUACUGAGGAAGCAGACAUUGUGGGCAAUGCAAUCCCGCUGGCACUGAUACGCAGAAUGAGCAUCGGGUUGACGCAGGCGAUGGCCAAGAAUGACAAGACGGUGCACGAUGGGUUGAAGAAGGCUGGAUUGGUGAUUAAGGAAGGCGAAGACGGGUAUGGGUUGGCGGACUACCAGCUCAUCAAGGGCGGGCAGUAUUACAUCGACCAGGGGGCGAACCAGAUGAUCAUCGACGGCAAAAUUCGGAUCCAGAGGUGCGAGGAAGGCAUCCGAGAGUUUCAAGCGGAUGGCCUGGUCUUGGCAAACGGCACGAAGCUCGAAGCGGAUGUGGUGGUGCUCGCGACGGGUUUCGAGCAGAACAUCGCUACAGUCGAGAAACUGCUUGGGACGAAUGUUGCUCAGAGGCUAAAUGGGUUCGCAAACUUGGAUGCCGAGCAGGAACGCUCAGGUUGGUGGCGAGCCACUGGAGUGCCUGGUUUCUGGUACAUGACUGGCAGCUUCAUGAUGUGUCGACAGUUCUCGUUGCCGCUGGCGUUGCAGAUUGCGGCGGUUGAGAAGGGCCUGAACACGUCCUACUAUGCCUAG